This is a messenger RNA of Dermacentor andersoni, 1171 nucleotides long. RefSeq names its product glutathione S-transferase 1-like. NCBI's taxonomy places the organism in Eukaryota, Metazoa, Arthropoda, Arachnida, Ixodida, Ixodidae. Gene Ontology annotation, biological process: glutathione metabolic process. Gene Ontology annotation, molecular function: glutathione transferase activity. The record is from RefSeq and is a predicted model, not a curated record.
CACUUCGUCUUUUUUACGACUGGGGUUGAGUGCUUGCUCUUUACUCUGCUUGCAUGAAAGUCCAUUGCGCGUUUCAGCCGUUUCAGUGGAUACCUAUAAAUAAACCUUUUUGCGGUAGGAUAUUCGUGUCUCCUGGCUUUGCAGUGCUGCAGAAUACUGUUUUUUUUUCUUUUGUUUCAUUAAAGGCACACUCCCCUCGGUAAAGUCAUGCCCCGCUGUCAUUGGUUGUGUGCGGCAUCGCGCACUCUUGAACGCUUUCAGAUAUUCGUGCCCACAGCUGCAGCGCCAACGGCACCUCUGCUAUUGUGCUCUACAAAUACCCUUCGUCACGGUUACCUCGCGUCAUUCUUUGUCGGUUUGUUGUAGAAGGAGCCGUAGCUCAGAGACUUUAUUUUCGUCAUGACUAUCACUUUGUACAAUUUAGACCGCAGCCCACCUUGCAUGUUUGUGCGGUCACUGGCCAAGCACAUAGGCGUAGCGCUGAAGCUCAAGGAUGUGGACUUCGACAAAAAGGAGCAUUUGACCGACGAAUAUUUCAAGAUUAAUCCAUUCCGCAAAGCUCCCGUGAUUGUCGAUGGAGGUUUUUCUAUCUACGAGAGUAAUGCGAUCGCCUACUACUUGCUUCGAAAGCACGCCCCUGAGUCGGAGCUCUACCCUGCCGGCCUGAAGAUUCGUACCCGUAUCGACCAAGUUCUCGCAGGCCUUUCCAAUAAGAUCGAUGGUCCUUUGGUGGUAUUCUUCUUUCAUCGAAUCGUGCGCAAGACCAAGCCGUCGACCGAGGAGUUGGAGGAAUUUGAGCAGAAGGUCAUCAAGGGAAUCGAAUACCUGGUCGGUGAUGACAAGUUCGCGGCCGGUGAUACGCUCACCCUAGCAGAUCUAGCUGUCAUUCCGUACCUUACAUUGGCUCUUGAGAAUGAUUCCGUUGACCAAGCAAAGUUUCCCAAGCUGGCCAGCUACUACAAACGAGUCAGGAACGAGCUACCGUACUACGAGGAAAUCUGCAGUGCGGGCAUAAAGUACUUCAACGAUUUGUGGGCAACCUUGAAAUAGAUUGGAGAAGCCUUCAUAAAGAAGUGCGGCUACCCGCUCGAAGAGUACUUUUGCUGUUUAAAAACACCAAUAUUUCAGAAAUAGAAUAGCAUAUAAUAAAUGAGUUAUGUACAAUCACGUA